UCAGACCAUCAUGGCGUCUCCCAGUGGGAAGGGAUCCUGGACGCCCGAGGCUCCUGGCUUCGGGCCGCGGGCGCUAGCUCGGGACCUGGUGGACUCGGUGGACGACGCCGAGGGAUUGUACGUGGCGGUCGAGCGGUGUCCGCUGUGCAACACCACUCGCCGGCGGUUGACUUGCGCCAAGUGCGUCCAGAGCGGUGAUUUCGUCUAUUUCGACGGCCGCGACAGGGAGAGGUUUAUUGACAAGAAGGAAAGGCUAAGCCAGCUUAAGAGCAAGCAAGAAGAAUUUCAGAAAGAAGUACUAAAAGCGAUGGAAGGAAAACGGCUAACAGAUCAGUUGAGAUGGAAAAUCAUGUCGUGCAAGAUGAGGAUUGAACAGCUGAGACAAACAAUCUGUAAAGGAAAUGAAGAAAUGAAGAAAAAUUCUGAAGGCCUUCUCAAAAACAAGGAAAAGAACCAGAAGCUUUACAGCCGAGCACAGCGGCACCAAGAGAAGAAGGAGAAGAUUCAGCGGCACAACCGCAAGCUGGGGGACCUGGUGGAGAAGAAAACCAUUGACUUGAAGGAUCAUUACGACGGGCUGGCGCGUCUGCGAAGGUCCCACAUCCUAGAGCUCACCUCCAUCAUCUUCCCAAUGGACGAAGUGAAGACUUCUGUGAGAGAUCCUGCAGACGUGUCUUCAGAGAGUGACAGUGCCAUGACCUCCAGCAUGGUGAGCAAGCUUGCUGAGGCCCGGAGGACAACUUACCUGUCCGGAAGAUGGGUCUGUGAUGACCACAAUGGUGACACCAGUAUUAGCAUUACAGGCCCUUGGAUUAGCCUCCCAAACAACGGGGACUACUCUGCCUACUACAAUUGGGUAGAAGAGAAGAAGACAACCCAAGGGCCUGACAUGGAGCAUAACAACCCUGCCUACACCAUCAGUGCUGCGCUGGGCUAUGCUACUCAGCUGGUCAACAUCGUCUCUCACAUACUGGAUGUCAAUCUGCCCAAAAAACUGUGCAACAGUGAGUUCUGUGGGGAAAACCUCAGCAAACAGAAACUGACUCGUGCGGUGAAGAGACUGAACGCAAACAUCCUCUACCUUUGUUCCUCUCAGCAUGUGAAUUUGGAUCAGUUACAACCACUGCAUACCCUCAGGAACUUAAUGCAUCUGGUCAGCCCACACUCGGAGCACCUAGGCAGGUCAGGACCCUUUGAAGUGCGAGCAGACCUGGAGGAGUCCAUGGAAUUUGUGGACCCUGGAGCUGCUGGAGAAUCAGAUGUGAGUGGAGACGAGCGUGUAAGCGAUGAGGAGACUGACUUGGGCACAGACUGGGAGAACCUGCCGAGCCCCCGAUUCUGUGACAUCCCUUCCCAGCCAGUGGAAGUUUCCCAGAGCCAGAGCACCCAGGCAUCUCCACCCAUAGCCAGCAGCAGUGCUGGUGGGAUGAUCUCGUCGGCCGCGGCCUCAGUGACCUCCUGGUUCAAAGCAUAUACUGGACACCGCUAAUGAGAGUGGACCAGGACACGUGAAAUCUUUCCCACUGCACUCUAAUAACCUUGUCUUCGUAGUUAUCAGAGGGGCUAACCUAGCGUUAGGACAAGCACAUGUGCCUGUCAGGUGGCCUGUGAUGGUGAUUGACGUGCUCAGGACCUCUGCCAGCCCUGAGCUUGUGGCCUCCUGGCCCCUGGUCUUAGCUCCUUCGACCCCACAGUGUGCUGGUUCCUGGGAUGCCGAGUCUUCCCGACACUAAGUUCUAGACUUUGUCAGAUCACAAGGAAGUGUUUCUUGGUGGUGAGGAAUGGAAGACAAAAGCUGAGUUUGUUUUUUCUGUCAUCUUUUUGAGAGACUUGCCAGCCACAGCUUUGGUCUUAUGGGGGAGGCAGUCGUCUGGGGAGGGGAGGUGGUGGUGAAAGCUUUUUGCUAUCGUUGUCGUCAUCAUGCAUCACAUUCCUGAUUUUCUACCACACACCAAAGAAACCGCGGUCUUUAGUCCACAGACCCACAUCAUGGUUGGGGGAGUCCUAGCUGUGAUGUUUGGAGAUGUCCAGACAGUUUCCUUGUAUUCUGAGGGGAAAUGGGUUCAUUCUUGUGUAAGUCAUUGGAGUUCUCUGUACUAUACUCAUUUUAAAGUGGUACUUUUUCCCUUUAUCAUUCCCUAUAUGAGCUAAAUGCUGCCUGGGCACAGAUUGAACACUUGAUUAAGUGGUCAUUCUCUUGCUGUCCAGUUUCUUGGUGGGGAGGUGUUCCGGGGAAACCCCUCCUGCUUGUUCCGGGUGUCUCCUUGGCUCUGGAGGCAGCACCUUGUGCAGAGUGUGGAGCACCGUGCAGCAGUCCCAGGAAGUGCUCAAGGAAUUUCCUCCAAGAGACCAUUUUAAUGACAAUCUUACAGAAAACUAUAACGAGAGGCAUUAUGUUCAAAUUUGUAAGUAGUUCUUUCUUAUUUCUAAUAACUUCAAAAAAGAAAGAAGGCCUAUGUAACAGACCACAGAAGUCCUGUGAAAAGCGCCCUUCAAGGCGGCGGCUGUACCUUCCUAGUGUGCCUGGUGCCAUGGUAUGUACCUCAGGCAAGUCCUUCAGCAGUUUGCUGCCCCCUAGCUUCUGUUCACCGUUAUGGUUGAUACUUUGCAGACUUAGGUGCUAUAGAGCUCUUGCUAUUGGUAGACUUGUAGAAAGGAUUGUAUUCCUACCAGGAGCCCCAGGGUCUCCCACUCUACAUCUCCACCUGGGGAGGAGAUGGCUUCCCUCUUGCAGGCGUUUAUUUGACGGAAGUCUGUCCUGCUCAGCUUCAUAAUUGUUGGGCUUGCAUUUUGCCCUCUACUUCUAGAAUUUGUAGACUGAGUCUGGUAGAAUGAACAGAUACCAGCUGAAAAAGAAACCAUGAGCUUGAGAGGAAGCUUCAGAAAGUGCAGACGCCACGAACUCCUGUCUACAGCGGUUAACAAAGCAGAAGCAGGAAGUAUAGGGUUGAUGGUAUUUUGUUUUUAGUAUCAAAUGGAGGCACUUUGGUCACUUUACGUCACAGGAAAUGAUUGCACUAGGCUGCUGAAAUCCUUUGAGUUUCAUUAUUUUGCACUGGAUCCACCUGUUGUAAAUAUUCUUAAAUACACAUUUCAACCACUGUUUUCCCCCGUACUCUUUGCUGCUUAUAAAACCUCCCAUGUAGGUGCAAGAACCAUAUGUAAACAGCUUUCUGAAGAAAUGGAGCUGGUAUUUUUUUAAACCAAAAGCCAUAGAAGUUGGUCAUGUUUUCCAUUUUAAAAUGAUUUAUCGAAACAAGGUAAUACUAAUAGAAACUCAGAGUACCGCGUAGGCUGCUUAAAUGGUCUUAUAAAAGACGUUUUUAUGUAAUUGAAUAGAACCAAGGAAAGUUUGCCACCUGUGUGACUUACUGGAGAGACAGUAAGUCACCGUGGUAUGGACAGUACUGGGCGAGGAGUCGGGGUGCUCUGGAAGGAGUUGAGCAUCAGAACCCCUCGCUGCAUCUGAGACUUCCACAUCAGGGUGGGUCACACAGAUGUCCUCUCAACUUUUACUGUAUUACUGCAAUAAAUCCUUUAACAGCA
Peromyscus eremicus (cactus mouse) is the source of this 3546-nucleotide messenger RNA. RefSeq names its product autophagy related 14 (gene Atg14). The transcript is spliced from 10 exons. Gene Ontology annotation, biological process: cellular response to starvation; mitophagy; autophagosome assembly. Gene Ontology annotation, cellular component: mitochondria-associated endoplasmic reticulum membrane contact site; autophagosome; extrinsic component of omegasome membrane. The coding region runs from base 11 to 1489 and encodes 492 amino acids. The record is from RefSeq and is a predicted model, not a curated record. NCBI's taxonomy places the organism in Eukaryota, Metazoa, Chordata, Mammalia, Rodentia, Cricetidae.